Molecule: messenger RNA, 3284 nt
Organism: Chara braunii
Lineage: Eukaryota; Viridiplantae; Streptophyta; Charophyceae; Charales; Characeae
Source: the annotation of a GenBank genome assembly
UGACAAAGGCAGAGUGUUGGGAUGGAGUGCUGGCAGAAGCGGGAGUUCAUAUUGUUCCCUAGGCAGCAUAACUCAGGUUACCAAACAACAUACUUGUCAUGCUGAUCAGCUGAGGGGCAGCGUGUUUCAGCAUCUGUGCUUGAACUGAGACAAGCUUGAGAUAAGACGGUUCUCAAGACAAUCCUUGCAGGCUUCAAGUUGGGACCACCACAUUUCUUCGAAGGUAUUUGGCAGGACACCGUCGGGCUAAGAGUCAGUGUCAGAGAAGAUGCCAAAGACAGGAUCGAGGCACCACGAAUUCAGGAUGCGGCCAUGGCAUUCACCGAAACAUGGCCCACUGCGGGGUAGGAUGCUACAAAAUAUCCUCAACUAUGUCCAGAGAAUCCAUCAUCCAUCGACAUUCCAAACACAAGGUUCCAGGGAACAGUUGGGUAAGGUGAUUAUAAGAGUAGAGACCAUUCUUUACUCUAAAGCCCGGACACAAGUGGAGUAUGAAAACGCUGAUGACCUUGCAGAGAGAACAAGGGAUGCAAUCAACGUCAUUGUCGGUAAUGAAGGAGAAGAAGUACCAGACCUGAAUGCACCACCAAAGAUGAUGCCUUGCAUUGAAGCCGAGCAGUGCCACGCCAGCAGCAGGGAGUGCCACAUCAGCAGUCCUCCGGCCUGGUCCAUGCUCACGCGCUUACAAACAGCCGGCAUGGAUCAGGAGUCCAGGGAAAUGGCCGAGGCCUAUCAGGCCUGGAUGCUGGCUUUGAUUACCGAAGCCAAGAAACGGGCGGAUGAGGUAGCAGACGCAGAGAAGAAGAAGGCAGAGGAUGCUGAGAAGGCACGUCUGUUAGCAAUCGAACAGCAGCGCCAACAAGACGAGGCAGCAGCAAAGGCUGCCGAUGAAGAACGAAAUCAACGAUGCAAGAAGAUAUUCAACGGAGAGCGAGCUUUGCUCACAAUGGCAGCGGACUGGCGAGCCGAGGCCGAGAAUGGUAAGAUGGAGGAGAGUGAAAGCAAAAUCGCUCUACUCCUCUCCCAUUUCACGGAUCUCCUGGCAACGUGCAUUGCACAGCAGGAGGACAUCCACAGCCUCGACGAUGCAGUUCAGAUGCACAACCAGGUGGUUGAUCAAGUCAACAGCCGCCUCCAACAGCUGGAGCAACGACCCGUCGCCGCCCUCGAUGCCAGCUCCUCCAACACCUUCGAUCGCCUCAAUGCAUUGGAGAUCGAUGUCGGAACCCUCAAGGACGACGCGCAGCUACAGCAAACCGCCACACAAGAACUGGAGCAGCGGAUCUGUGCUGCCACCACCAAACCGAGUUCGGCACCGCGCGACUCCAAAGUUCUAUGGUCAGGAGAUCUUUUACGAUUCGACGAAGACGGACCCGAUUCCGUGGUUCCGCAAGUUCGAGCUCAAGUUGCAGCUACACCACACUUUACAGGUUCCGCAGCCACGACCAUUGUGAUCAAGACAACACAACAAUGGCUAGCGGAUCAUCAUGCUGAGGGUUUCAUCAACUUGUCUGUGAUCUGCUUAAUUGAUGCAAAGGCAGUGGAUUGUGACAUUCGCUGGGAGAUGGAUUCAAGCAUUACCAACAUCCUGUUGCUAGCAAAAGAAACGGAGUAUAUAUUCCAACGAGAUGGGAGUCAAGGCAUACAACAGUACUAAGUGAUCAGAUGCGGCUAGCAGUGGAAGCAGGUCAUUACGGAUGUGAAAAAUGCAUCAUUGACGACCAAAACGAGGAGCUCAAAGUGACCAGGAGAACAAUUGGUAGGUUGUACUGUCAACACCAUCAUGUGGUAAGUCGGCAGCAUAGUAUCACCUCGUGAUAAGUGCCAGAAAAGACAUCGACCAUACGUUUUUUGCCUUAACACCGAUGAAAGCCCUGGAGAAGUAUCACAAGAGAGUGGUGGAAGAGAGCAGCAGGCCUUCCCGCAGAUUGUUGCAAAAACGGCCUGGCAAAAUUUUGGACGCAUGACAGAGUGAGGUAGGGGAAGAAUGAGAGUAGAGAAGCAGACAGAUUCCACAAUGUAGAUAAAGAAGAGAGCGGGAGAUUACCGCAAUCUUUUCUGUUUACGAGUGGAGCAGUUCCAUCACAUUAAACUACAGCAGAUGUAGGUUGCCAGAAGUCGACUGCAUAAACGGCACAGUUUUGUUAGCAUCGCAGAAUACGGAACCAUGGCAUGUUCUGCAUCAGAUGGAGGUGGUGAGGAGACUGAGUUGAUAGGAUCACAAGCCAUCCGUACAGUCCUUCCUUGCGUUUCUGCUUCUCAGUCGCAUGGCUCCUUCUACCACCGAGGGGAGGGCAAAGCAGGAAGAUGAUCCAGGAGACUCAGAGUGAAGAGGACGAGGACCUUCUCCCACAAAAGGGAGGGUUUCCUUCACGUAGUCCCAGAGCGGAAAGAUGACAGAGGAGAUCCAGAGGGACGAAGCAGAGGAGAGAAAAGUUGGCAAACUCAUUUUUGGUUCGUGAGCUGGUCAAUCCUGGGAUAUGAGCCAGAGCGGAUGAUUCUCUGGGUCAGCAGUUUUGUCCAUGAAAUACCACUCACCUUUUUCAGUACACCAGGUCACAUGUAACUGCAGGGGCAGAGGGACGAGGAAAGAAGACACGGAGAGCCACACAUAGUUGGAGAGAGGGAGAUAAGAACUCAGGAAUCAAGCCGAGAGCGCAUGCAAUCGAAGGGAUAAAUAGAAGCGAGGAAUGGAGUGACAAUGAGCCUGCCCAAAAAAAUGGAAGUCAUUCCAUUCCGCUAUGCAAAGUGAGGGAGAGAAGGCUUUGAAGGCGAAGAAAGAAGCCAUGCUUGAUUAAGGGAGAAUAUGGGAGAGGAUUGGAUGGUGGGCACCAACGAAAACAGGCGAUGGGUAUGUACAGGCCGUUAGGAUUUUAGACAACAACCGUGGAUCCCCAUGAGCCUGACUUCGAUGUUGGAAGUUGAUGCCAAGUUUGCAGAAACCCUACAAGGGAGAAGAGGGGGUGGGAGAAGAGGGGGUGGGAGGUAGAGGGAGCGACCUGAAUCACAACAAUUUUGAGCAGUAGCUGCGAGGAGGAGGAGUCCAAAUGUAGUGAAGGUUAAAGGUGUAGAAGUUACAUGAUCCACUCUCCGAGUUUUUUUUUAUGUUCAUCAAUACGCUUGUGUCUCAUAUAGUGUGCUGAAUUUGUACGAGUAGGGAGCAUUAGGUCCAUGACAGAAUUUUUUACAAAAUGCAGUGAUACUACGUAGUGCCACUAAAACCCCAGUGUUCCAAGAAGAUAUGAUGCCCUUGGCACAAUUGCUGAUAAACAGGCAUCCAACAG